GUCAAUUGGCGAGGAUAUUUGGACUGUCCUAAUGGAGAAGGUGAUGGCAGGUCAUCAUAAUCAGAAUCGUCAUGAUCAUGGUACUGCUGAAGAUUUAAACCGUAAAAGUGUAUUUCGACGAUGA
This is a messenger RNA of Diversispora eburnea, 124 nucleotides long. NCBI's taxonomy places the organism in Eukaryota, Fungi, Glomeromycota, Glomeromycetes, Diversisporales, Diversisporaceae. The record is from the annotation of a GenBank genome assembly.